CCACAUCUGCUGCUCUCUUCCCCAAAUCAGGAAUCAGGUUCCAUCUUUCUCCAGUUCAGCUCCUCUACUACCCUCCAAUUAGAGGUCAUCUUUGAGGUGCUGGAGGAGUACGAUUGGACCGCCUUUUCCGUGGUGUGCACACGUCACCACGGCUACCAGGAUUUCCUGUCCGUGGUGGAGGGCCUGACGGACGGCUCGUUCAUCGGCUGGGAGAAGAAGAGUGUGGUGAUCCUGAACGUGACCGACGACCCUGGGGGGGCACGCACGCGCAGGCUGCUGAAGGAGAACGAGGCGCAGGUACGUUUGCUGUACUGCUCCCAGGAGGAGGCCGAGCUGGUGUUCAAAGCUGCCUGGGCCGCCGGUCAGGCCGGAGCCUCGCACAUGUGGUUUGCCGUGGGGCCAGCUCUCUCAGGUCUAGGGAUGGAGAACCUGCCGCGGGCUGUGUUCGCCGUGCGGCCUCAGGGCUGGAGGGACGAGCCGCGCCGUAGGAUUGCUCGCGGUGUGUCCGUGCUGACUCACGGGGCAGUGGCCAUGCGCAAGGAUUACGGAACAACGGGUGGGCCAAACUUUGUCACCAACUGCAUGACGGAUGCCAAUCAGACUCAGAGAGUGCGGGGCAGGAUGAGGUAUUUCAGCAACAUCACACUUGGCGGUCGAGACUACUCCUUCAGCAUUGAUGGUUACCUGUCGAACCCCUUCCUGGAUGUCAUUUCCUGGACACCUGGACGGGGAUGGGAAGAUGUAGGCUGGUGGGAGAACGGCGUGCUGAGGCUCCGAUACCCGGCCUGGUCCCGCUACGGGCCGUUCCUUAAACCACCUGAUGAUGCCCAGCACCUGCGUGUUGUCACUCUGGAGGAAAGGCCAUUUGUCAUCGUGGAGCUGGCGGACCCUGCGUCGGGGACCUGCAUCCGUGACUCAGUGCCCUGCAGACGACCUCUCAAUGCCAGUGCCAUCCAUGAGGGCGUGGCUCCCAUGAAGCAGUGCUGCAAAGGCUUCUGCAUUGACAUCCUCAAGAGACUGGCCAAGAUUGUUGGCUUCACCUAUGACCUUUACCUAGUGACCAAUGGGAAACAUGGGAAGAAAAUUGAUGGAGUUUGGAACGGCAUGAUUGGAGAGGUGGUUUACAAGCGAGCGGACAUGGCUAUUGGCUCGCUGACUAUCAAUGAGGAGCGGUCGGAGGUUGUGGAUUUUUCAGUCCCUUUUGUGGAGACGGGGAUCAGUGUCAUGGUCUCCCGUAGCAACGGAACCGUAUCACCAUCAGCUUUCUUAGAGCCCUACAGCCCAGCAGUGUGGGUGAUGAUGUUCGUCAUGUGCCUGACUGUGGUCGCUGUGACAGUCUUUAUUUUUGAGUUCUUCAGCCCUGUGGGCUACAACCGCAGUCUCCAGAAUGGCAAGAAGGCUGGAGGGUCUACUUUCACUAUAGGGAAGUCCGUAUGGCUUUUAUGGGCCAUUGUCUUCAACAACUCUGUGCCGGUGGAGAACCCCAGAGGAACCACCAGCAAGAUCAUGGUGCUGAUCUGGGCCUUCUUUGCCGUCAUCUUUCUGGCCUCCUACACUGCUAACCUGGCCGCUUUCAUGAUCCAGGAGGAGUACAUUGACACUGUGUCAGGCCUCUCGGACAAGAAGUUUCAGCAUCCCGAGGAGCAGUACCCACCUCUCAAGUUUGGCACGGUGCCCAACGGAAGCACGGAAAAGAAUAUCCGCUCCAACUACCCAGGCAUGCACCAGUACAUGGGCAAAUACAACCAGAGAGGAGUGGAGGAUGCCAUACUCAACCUAAAGACUGGGAAACUGGAUGCUUUUAUUUAUGAUGCUGCAGUAUUGAACUAUAUGGCCAGGAAGGACGAAGGUUGUAAGGUGAUGACCAUAGGCUCGGGGAAGGUUUUUGCCACCACAGGCUACGGUAUCGCCCUGCACAAAAACUCACGCUGGAAACGUCCUCUUGACCUGGCCCUGCUGCAGCUGGUGGGAGAUGAUGAGAUUGAGAUGCUGGAGCGCCUCUGGCUCUCUGGUAUUUGCCAUAAUGACAAAAUUGAGGUGAUGAGCAGUAAACUGGAUAUUGACAACAUGGCCGGGGUCUUCUACAUGCUGCUGGUGGCCAUGGGCCUGAGUCUGCUGGUGUUUGCCUGGGAACACUUGGUCUACUGGAAGCUGCGCCACUGCAUGGCCACCAGUUCUGGCAAAUUGGACUUUCUCCUUGCGAUCAGCAGGGGCAUGUAUAGCUGUUGCAGCUUUGAGGAUGAAACAGCACCAGGUGGAGCAAAAUCUUUGCCCACUCAUCACCAUACGGCAAUGGUGACAGUCCCAUCCCAGCCACAUGUUGUCUCAACGUCUAUGACCAACCCAGUUAUUGCCAUGUCGCAACAGCAGCAACAACCGCAACAGCAGCAACCACAGACUGUCUACAAAACACCUCUACCAGGCUCACCUCCCACCAUGGUGCAUUCUGGGACAGCACUGGGCCCCUCCAAUACCCCCAUUGCCGGCGCACCCCUCCCUUGCACCACCUUUCUGCCUCGGCCAGAUCGCAGACUGGCUGUGGUGGAUCGCUGGAGACUGCCGAAAACGGCUACAGCUACCAACCCUAUGGCUGUAAGGUGGCCCGUCACUGACAUGGGACCCUUUGCUCAGAAAGUCCCACCAAACUGGGCUCCAAGUGCUGGAGGGGGUGGGGGACUCGAUGGUUAUAAGAGAUACUAUGGUCCCAUUGACCCUGAGGGACUGGGGCCCUGCAUGGAGCAGCAGGCAGGGUCCCAGACCCCCAAGACUAUGCCCAGGGGCCACCCCCAGCCACCUCCAGCCAGUGUGGCUUUCUACUCAGAAAAGGGCAUGGACCAUGGGGUGGGGAAGAGGGUGGUGGGAGGUGGCAGCGGAGGUCAGGGGAAAGGGGCCGUUAAAUCUCUGGGCACUCCCAGAGUGCCUCCUAAGAGUCAGGCCCCUCUGCCUCCUACACCCCCACUGCCACACCCCUCUCCCCCUCUCCCCUCAUCCUUCUGGAGGAAACGCAGACCCAAAAAGCCCAAAGAGCCUGGAGGGCCACUGUAUGAGAACAUUCUGCCCCUGGGGCGGAGGGGAGCAGCACGAGAUGAAGUGAGGGAGGGAGGAGGGAGAAGGGCACGCCCGCUCUCUCCCCCGCUCUCACUUCCAGUGCCAGUACCCCUCAGCCCCACCUAUACACCUCCUUCUCCGUCUGCGUCCUUGCACUAUACGUCCUCGACCUCUUCGUCGACCACUUCAUCCACAUCCACAUCCUCAUCUGCCUCAUCUUCUCGCUCCACCUCUCCCACCUACUCUUACAGCUCCUCCAGGAGCACACGAGACAGGACUGGAGGAAUAGAUGGAGAGGAUGAUGAUGACGAUGAGGAGCUGACAGAAGAGUCAAGCCUCCUCCUCGGUAGGGGGAGGGACAGGGAGCGCUCAAUCAUCCGGCCUCGUUCCUUCAGCCACGGGCGCCUGCCACCACCCAUACCCCCCAGAAAACCACGAACAUCCUGGGGUGACAGAGAGAGAGAAAGGGAGAGAGGGGGGAGUCAACUAUCUCAACUCCAAGAGUGGUGGGCAAGCUGGAGUGAAAGAGAGAGGAGUGGAACGGGCGGCGAUUCUGAGAGGCAAAAAAGGGAAAAGAAAAGGAGGAAAGAGAAGGAGAAAGAGAAGAAGAAGAAGAAAAAGAACAAAAAGAGGAAAAAGAGGGAAGAAAGGGAAAGAGAGCGAGAGAGAGAAAGGAAGCGGCGAAAGGUGAAAAAGAAGAAAAAGAAGGCACUGAAGACAAAGAAAAGGAGGAAAUCAACUGGGGGGAAACGAUCUGAGCCAGAGGAGGGCGAUGUAGAGGCAGAGAGGGAAGGAGAGGCAGAAGGAGACAGGGAAGGAGAAAUUCAAGACUACUCCUCCUUCUCUGCUCAGUAUAGGAGCACAUUUGGGGAGAAAGGGAGAGAUUCCUGGGAAGGAGAGAGAGACAGAGGAAGGAGAGAGGGAGGAGAUGAGGGCAAUGACAGGGAAGAGGAGGACAGUGGUAGAAGCAGGGACAGGCAUCCCAAAUCCUCACGCUCCCAUUCCAGACAUCAAACCCCAAGCAAGCGCUAUCCUAACCUUCACAAACUCCCUGCAUCAGUCAAAUUUUGGGUGAAUGGAAGAGGAGAUAACUCUAGUACUCCACCAACAUCCCUCCAUCCGCUACUUCCAUCCUCAAAGCGGAGAAGAAGUGGAGGAAUGGAAAGAGACGAUAGCGGUCGAGUUGGAGAGCGGCGUCCUUUGUUAAUGCAUUAUGAAAAAGAGAAAGCACAGACAAGAGAAGGGCUAUCCUUCCAAGAGUGGGACUCUGAAGAUGGCGAUGUUGAUAAUGAUGAGAAUGAGGAGGAGAGGGAGAGACUGAGGGAGCGUGAGGAAAGGAGAAGGAGAGCAGGUAGGGGGGCGGUGUCCGAGUCAGAGAGGGACAGAGCCAGGGCAGAGGACAGUUACUCAGAUGAAGGCUCGUCAGGGGGGUUUGGUCGUUUCGAAAGAUAUUGGGAGGGAGGUGCAGCGGCAACUGGUGGAAUAGGAGGAAUAGGUGGAGGAGGCUGGUUCUUUGGCACCUACCCCUCCAGAGAGAAAGGGGGCAGUAUCAACAGUCGGGAUGAUUCCUUAAUAGGAACUCGGGCAGAGGGAUGGUUUGGUGGGGAUUUCUGGGGUUCAGGGCCAGGUGCAGGUUGGGGAUCAGAGGGAGGGCUAGGGGGGUCAAGCUCACAGUGGCCGCCACCCCCAACGUCCUUUCCUCCUCCUAGACGAUACUGGUCAAUGGAUAAGAUCCCUGUGAAGGGAGAGAAAAAAUGGAAGAGUGGAGGAGGGAAGAGCAAGGGGAGAUCUAGGGACAGAGGUGAAGAAGCAGGGCGACCCACCAUGUGUUCCUGUAACCUUUAUCCCCAGCCCCAUCCUUACCCACAUCCCCACAGUCGCUCACACACCUCCCACUCCAAAAGAGGAGCCACAACCCUUUCCCAUAGCCAGGAAGAGCUUCUCCCCCACUGCCACAGCUUCAGCGGAGUCUCUCGCCCCAAGCCUCUGCCUCCCAAACCAGAUCAGUCCAAAUCCGGCAGCCAAUCUAACCUCAGCCUCAGCACACAGCCCACAGACCAUCCGCCUCAGCCUUCACCGUCGCCACCCCAGCAGCCGUCCAUGUCUCCCUCCUCUCUCCCGAUGCCCAUCCCGCCUCCGCCCUCCACAUCCCCCAUCUCGCCACCUGCUGGGGUAGGGAUGGGGGGCCAGGGACAGGCUCAGGCUUCGGCCAGUGCCAAACUCCAAUAUCAGAGACUGCGCUCGGUGCCACAACCGCGGAGGUUCUACUCCCCCCACCUGCCUCUCAAAGCCAAGAGCCUGUGCUCGCGCAGAGGGUCGGCCCAUUUCUCCAGCCUGGAGAGUGAGGUAUGACAGGGGGAGAGGAGAGAGGGAGACGUGGGAGCGAGCACCACUGCUACUGAGAACCGUGGUGCCAUGGUAGCUGCAGCCAGGGAUAACACAAGAGACACAGCUGCCUUGGUGACCAUAGGUGAUCAAUUAGCGGCCAUCACUGCGGGAACUAAUUUGGACUGUAGUGCUAUUGCUAACACUGCUUUGUGUGAGAGCAACGCUACCGCCACCCGCUCCAUUGUACACGUUCUGGUGAGAGCGACAGUGAGACGCCACACCACGUUGAGCUAUGUCCGUCUGGAUGGUUCCCACGAUGACGAGAGUGAAGGUGAGGCUGCAUCGCCGCGGACAGCAGCCCCUGAACUUGUCCUCCGCUCAGAAUUGAGCUUUGUGAUGUCAUCUUCGGUUCUCCUCCCCUCCCCGAGUCACAACUAUGGAUAAGAGUAGUCUCCAAUCUGUGAGUAAUGAUGUCAUAUUUGUACACACAAACCCACACACACGCUCACACAAUCAGAUGAAUGCUCACAACGUCUCCCUCCCUCUGGCUUUGAGAACACACCUCGGUGGGAUGUGGAUGGACCCACCCUCCCCCAGAAGAUGCCAGUUGUUUGGUCAAUAGACUCUGCCUCCCUGUCCUCAUUGGCUGUUGGCUUUUGAACUGGAUUGGUGGACUGUUCCCUGGUGUCGGAGAGACUGCCCCCUCUUUUUCCCUUUGGUAAAUCAGUUGAUAUAAAAAGCAAUGCAGUCACCUCUCCCGUGCCCUCUGUCUGCCUGAUAACCUUUCACUGGGCAGCGAGGACAGUGCUAUUUAUUUGCCCUUUGACCUCAUGACAACAUCAGACCCAUCUAGCUCUACCCCAGGACCAUCCACGUGAUGUCAUGUUUUACUAGAAACUCUUUUAACCAGUCAGAUUGAACAGGAACCACUUCUCCUCCUCCCUGUCGGAGCUUGUCGUGCAUUUGAACAACAAACUGAACUUUGAGAAGAGAAAUAACAAUAAGAACAAAAAAGACAUGUAGCAGGUUUUCUUUGACUGUCUUUUCUUUUCUUUCCUACUCAGACUUCUCUCCCCAUCCCCUCUUUUUUAUUCUAUCAAUAUAUUUCUCUCACUGUGUUAGUGUUUUAAUAAGGAGCAGGCUGGAUGUGGCUAGUGUUGGAAGUGGGAAUGAUUCAACAGCAGUGCCAAAUUUCCACUCAAGAGCUUUUAAGCAAGAUUGGUUUUUCAAGCAAUUUGUUUUCGUAGUAUAAAGCCCCCAUCUUUCCUUUCCACAUGUGAGCCACACAUAAUUUACCAUCAUGUAAGUGGAUCAAGGGGAUGAUUGGUGCAAUAUCUGUAAUUGGCACUAGAUGGCUGCAUAAUAUUCAAAUAAGCUGUGGAGACAAUUGUGCAUUGCAAAAGCUCUCUUAGGAUAUUAUUGUAUUACACUACCAUAUUGCAUCUUUGCAGAGUUUGUAGAUGAUGGAUUAUAUGAAGCACAAUUCCUCAUUGUAUUUUUCAGAACAUACGGCCCGAGUUGUAAUUGCACAAUCUGCAGGUAACAUAUUUUUCGUACGUGAAAAACUAUUCAGUUAAUCUUAACUCAUGUUCCAGAUUAUGGACAAUGUAAUUCACUGUAACCAAGGUUCAAGUCACAGUACAACACACAAUUGUGCUGAGGAAACGAUCUCGUACUUUGACUAUUUCCUUUUUCGGCAAAUAAGACUGAACGAUAUACUGUGAAUGUUUUUACGUUCCGGUUUUAGGUGCACACACAGUAGCUGAGACUUCACUGAAGGCAGUCGGUAAUAACUCCUGUUAUCAAGAUUUUCAGAUGACUGUUUGACUUUGAGCAAUAUUCCCAUCUUCAAUGUGACAGGGAUGUGAUGGCACAUCUGUUUGCAUCUGAGACAUUGUAACUGUUUGUCCUCUAUUUUAAAAAUGAGAUCAUUUGUUUCAGCCAGAGUCAGAUGCUCAACAUAAUCAUUGGUUUUUCUUACAGCUAGAUAGAUAGAUGUCACCUAUUUCAAUCAGAUGUGAUUGUAAUAAUGAGUUAAAGUCUGCGGCACCUGGCUCGGGCUGACCAACGUGCAUAUGAAAUGUGUUCGACAGAGUGCGGUGGACUGUAGCACUGAACCUUCUGUGAGCUGUGCCAAAAGCCAUCUACUUUAUAAACGGUGCCAAUGUUGCAAACAUUGCAACGCACACACACUCUGGAUUUUCAUAAGGUCAACACAUCCACUUCAUCCCUCACACUAAGACCAGCCACAGCCCAGCUCUUCUUAUUGUAGUUGAAUGUAGCUUUGACAUGAUGUAGCAAAAGAACACCUACUUUUAGACUUUGUAGCUUUUUGGAUGCUGUUGAUAAAGGCUCGAAGGAGGGGGGGUGGGGGCGGGUUGACCUGCGAUGUGAGGGACUGUGCGUUGUGUUUGUGCAUGUUGUCACAGAUCGAAGGGUUAGUCGACCUUCUCCAUUCCCCUUUGGACUCCUUUGCCUUUCAGUGAGAGCAGACUGUAACUUUUAUUACCUGCACAUGCAUUGCUUUUUUCUAGGUCUGUACGGGGCAAUUUUUUAAAAGCAAUCUGUCUUUGUUUUUGUUUUAUUUGUUUAUUUCGAGAAAUGCUUUUGCCGUUACCCAUCUUUUGGAAAACUCCAGCGUCAUUGCAUGUUUUGCUGAAUGAAAUCUCAAAGAUUUGUGGCAGGAGGGUUGUGUAGUUCAACUGUAGCAAAUGCUUAGGACCCAGGGCGGCCACCUUUCAGUGAGGUAGUGCGCUCGCUUGACUCUGCACCCCGACAGUGGAACCCACGGCAACAGUUCGACUGCUUCACGUGUAGUAGAACACAGUCAUUUUUCGACCAAUCAACAGGGCUUAAACCUGGUAUGUCAUUGAGCAUUAUUGAUUUCUACUGAGGCGCUAAUACUUAAGUCUGUGACUGCAUGAACAGAAGUGACUCUUAAAAAACCCUCUGGCUUAUUUUGUUUUAUUUAUUUUAUUUAAUGCUGAGAAAAAAGAAUAUAUUAAAAUAUACUAUGUUUCUGAGAAUGUACCAUGUUAUACUGUGAUUUAACUGAGAUAUUUUAUUGUAUUCAAUUAUCAUUUGAAUUAUAUCAUUUAUCUAUAAAGAAAUAUAUCUGUACAAAUAAAUAUAUACAUAUAUAUACAUACAGGUAUAUAUAUAUAUAUUAGUUAAGUUUGGUAUAUUUGGAGGAAGUGUUAGAUGAAAUAGUUUUAAAUGUUUUAGCUUUGUAGCGAUUCUAGACACUGAAAUCAUUUUUGAAUUUCGAUUCCUCCUAUAUGACUGUGAAGACAUUAGUGCCUGUGACAAAAAAGACAAGUAAAAGUCUAAACUCUAUUCAUCUAUAUCUACUAUAGCUAUCAGUCUGUCACUCCUCUCGUACUACCUAACAUUACUUUGUGACACUCGCUGCUUUCACACAUCACUAUGUUUCUCUCACACAGUCUCUUUUGCUUUCUCCUCCUCUGCGGUUCUUUCUCCUGUUUUUUCUUUUCAUUAGAAAGCUAAGAACAUCCUCCACCUCUCCUCUUUAAAAGUUUUAUCACAUGGUGAUCACGUCACUUUGCUGAUCAACACAUCCAUUGGCCUUUGCUUUUUUCCCCCUUUGAUCACUUUUCUUUUUGAGUCAGCUCAUUCUUCUGUCUAUCACUUAGCAAAAAACAGAGACCAGUAGAUACUGUGUUCUUGCUCCUUUUGACUGAUUGUUGAUGAUGAUGAUCAAUUAAUUGAUUGAUGAAAUAAUUAAUGAACAUUGUUACUAUUACUGAUGUGACUGAAGUGUGUAUCUGACGACCACGCCACUGUAGCAAGUCUGGGCUGCACCACACCACCAGCGAGCAAAUGAGGCCACAGUUGCUAUGGUGUUGCCAUGACAUUUUCAUGGCGUUGCCAUGGUGUCCUCUGCACCGCCACCACCUGGUGCCUGCUGGGUAAUAUAGCAUAAUGUCCUUCACUUUCCCCCAAAGCACUGGUCAAAGAUCUGCUAUGCGCCUGUCUGCUCAGUCCUGACCUUAAUCAAUGGGAGGUGAAAUAUUUAAAAGCUGACUUUGGUAGAGUGCCGAGGGGCAGCAUGGUGGUGACUUGUCUGCUGUCUAUGCUGAUCUAGACUGGACUGGUUUGGCUUGAAGUGGCUCUGAUGAAGUGUUUGUAUCAUGCUGAUCUCCUAAUCUUUAAAUCAUCCCUUUGUGCUGCCCUGCAUGUUCUCCCAAAAGCUUCAUGUCACCGAAAGCCUGAAACCAGUCGGGGCAGUAGAGUGUGUCAAUGCUGCACAUGUCUAAUAUUGAAUGUGUGUGUUUCAUGUCGAGAGGGUGCAUGACAUGUGUGUGUUUUGCAUGUGCGGUGAUCAUGUGUUAGUCCAUUGCAGCGUGACUCUGCGGUGCUUUCUUUCGCCCAUCCUCUGUUUUCCUUCUCCUGCUAUUUCUGAAAAACACAGUUUGCUUUGCAUGGAUAUUCAACACACAAUGCGUACAUCACUCAACCAAUGAUCCUCAUCUUCCUCUAGCCCUCACUAAGCUGCAAUCUAAAGCUUUGCCUCAAGUAGUUUGAUUAUCCCACACAGGCACACAUGUGCCGUCACAAACACACGCACACACUGAAGCCCAUCUCAUUUCUUGAAGUCUUUUGUAGAAAACUCAGUUCAGAGAUUUGGUUACUUGAUGAAUUUAGUACAUCCACAAAGACUGUAGUGCUUGUUUUGAUCCAUCUGUCCCUUGAGUUUGCUGAAUGGUCCUGCACUCUGCUUAGCACUGUCCUGCCUGUUCUGAUCCAUCAAUUCCUGUUUCGAGUCGUCAGAUCCAAUUUGUUUUACUUUGCUGAAUUGCUCCUCUUUUUGAUUUACCUUGUUCCCCUAAUCUGCUUUGAUUUAUCGGAAUCACUGUUUGGCCAGACUGUAUGCAUUAAACAGUCCAGUCCAGCCUAGUGCAGUGUGCGCCAGGCUAGUCGAGUACCUGAGUUUGUAAGAGAUCCCAGUGCAGCCUCAAGCUCAUCCUCUCUCUCUCUAUUGUCCCAUGACCGGUGAAGCAAUAUGUGUGGUGCUCCAGAAUUCAAACAGGGUCCUCAUUGGCUGAAUCGGCCAUGAAUUAUAUCAAGGAAAUACAGGAGUGCCACACAUUGUACUCACCAGGUCUGGGGCUUGCAUGUUGCACCACGAAAAGCUUAUCCAACCACAGUGACAGGGCACAUAUACCCACAGAAACCAGAGUGUGUGUGUUUUCAGUAUUGUACAAGGCCCAGUUCUGCUCUAGUAACCUCGCCAACACACAGGCCUACUUACGGGUUGCUAAGGCGGGUUGCUAGUAGGGUGAUGUUGCUCCUAGCCCAGACUGGUCUGGUCUAUGCCCUAAUUUAACUGUGUUAGUUUAUUUGACAUUGUCUGUCUGGGGUGGGGCUGGAGGGUCAGUGCUGCACUUACUUCCUGAGAAUUGCUUCAUAAAAUAUGAUUCUCUUUAAUUAA
Hippoglossus stenolepis (Pacific halibut) is the source of this 10828-nucleotide messenger RNA. Its product is annotated as glutamate receptor ionotropic, NMDA 2D. Gene Ontology annotation, biological process: excitatory postsynaptic potential; monoatomic ion transport; long-term synaptic potentiation. The annotation marks the transcript as partial. The transcript has 13 exons. Gene Ontology annotation, cellular component: postsynaptic membrane; NMDA selective glutamate receptor complex; plasma membrane. The record is from RefSeq and is a predicted model, not a curated record. Lineage: Eukaryota; Metazoa; Chordata; Actinopteri; Pleuronectiformes; Pleuronectidae. Gene Ontology annotation, molecular function: transmitter-gated monoatomic ion channel activity involved in regulation of postsynaptic membrane potential; NMDA glutamate receptor activity.